AUGGACGAAGCCGCCGAGGCCGGAAAGAGCAUUCGCAAAGCCCGACGGAGCUUCGCCAAUUACAAGACCAAGAUGACCUCCCUUCGUCGUCCUGAUGAAACCGUCGAAAAUGAAAAGAUGAUGAUGUUACUGCAUCUCGAAGGGCAAUCGAGAAGGUCAGCUACGACUUCUACCCGGAUCUCUUCGACAGCCACGUCUACCUGCCGAAGUAUUGAAGUAUCGCGAGAGUACAAAAUGCCGUUCUGUCUUACGUUCAUGCAUUUGAAGAAGGUCUUUGAUACCGUCGAGACAGAAGCGGUAAUUGAGGCCCUGGGCAACCACUGUAUUCCUACCCAAUAUAUUAGAAUGCUCCGUGAGCUCUACAACAACUUCAACCAGGAUCUCGCUCACCAUCAACGAUAG
Molecule: messenger RNA, 402 nt
Organism: Haemonchus placei
Lineage: Eukaryota; Metazoa; Nematoda; Chromadorea; Rhabditida; Trichostrongylidae
Source: the annotation of a GenBank genome assembly